Molecule: messenger RNA, 1877 nt
Organism: Phlebotomus papatasi
Lineage: Eukaryota; Metazoa; Arthropoda; Insecta; Diptera; Psychodidae
Product: store-operated calcium entry regulator STIMATE-like
Exons: 3
Coding region: 293-1174 (293 amino acids)
Cellular component (GO): membrane
Source: RefSeq, a predicted model, not a curated record
GAUUAAUCGACACUUCUGAGAAGAAGAAGAAGCAAUAUAUCCACCGCACUUCGCAGUUGGAGAAAAGUUUUGUGUUCUUGAAGAGGAAAAUCUGGGAAAUGGUGUCUAAUUAAAUUAAAUCAAUUGAUAUGAAAGUGAUUAGUGAGUGGUGGCAUACGGAUAUUGAGUCCCAAGUAGUGUUUUAGGCACUCUUGUGUGUUUUGCAAUUUGAAUCUUUCACGGUGCUGUGCCCAGAAAAAUUCCAAUGGUCCGAGAUAUUUUUGCUGGGAAAAUUCUCUGUUAUUGCUAUUAAAUGAAUUCAUCACAAUACUCAUCGGUUUUCUCGGAGAACACACACUGGUCCAGCCUCCAUUGCACCAAGGAUUCCCUUACGGAUGUCUUUGGGUGGUUCCUGCAGGGUUUGUUGGCAGGAAUUGCCUUUCUCUGCCUUAUAGUUAAGCGCUUCUGUGAACCUUCGUAUGUACGGAGAUCGUGGGAAACGUGGUGGUAUGACACAUCGAAGCAGGGAAUAGGAGCUUUGGUCAUCCACAUGACCAAUGUCUACCUAGCACCCCUCUUCCAAGGUGACCCAUGCACUUGGUACAUCAUCAAUUUCCUCCUUGACUCCACCAUUGGGCUAUUUAUCAUCUACGUGGGCAUCAGGGUGUGUCAGUACCUGGCUAGAAGUCGACGCUGGGAUGCCAUUAAUUUUGGCGAGUACGGAGCCCAGAAGUCCUGGAUCUACCAGACAUGGAUCUACAUUGGGUUGAUGGUGAUUGUCAAACUCAUCACAACCAUCUUCAUCCAGAUGGACUUCUGGGACAAUGUGAAGAAUUUUGUUCUCUCUCCAUUCUCUGAUCCAAAGAUCGAACUGGCUGUCGUCAUGCUAAUUAUCCCGUUCUUUGUCAAUAUGCUGAUAUUCUGGGUGACAGACAAUUUUCUCAUGAGACACACCAGGAAGAACAAGAAGCGCCCCCAGGGCGGAAAUUCAAGUGAUCCGAGUAUCCUACAACGUGUCAAGGUAAAGUAUCGUUCAAUACGUAAAGAUAGCCGGGAGAAGGUGAUAGAAUCCGAGUCAGAAGCUCUCAUUUCCGGCGAUGAUGAGCCCCUGGACAGUCCGACAACCACAACGACCAGCAUCGAAGCGGCUGAUCAGAAAGUUUCUCAGCGUCAGAGUGUCAUUGGGAUUGCAUGAGAUAAUGAUAUUAAGAAACAAAUUUUUCGGGGUAACUCUAGGGCACUUCCCUCCAUUUAGCCAUCCAUUUGGGCCUUGAUAUUGUCAAUCCCCACGGAAAAUUCCCGCAAGUGGCAAAGACAGGAAGUCAUCGUAGUCUGUAAGUAUCUUAAAUCUCUAAUAAAAUGAAGAAAAAAAAAAUGAAUAACGGUGUGAUAGCUGAAGGAGAAGAGAAAACUAUCAUUUAGACUGUAAAUAUAGGACGUAUUUCAAAUGAGGGUAAUAAUAAUGAUAAUGGAGAGACCGAGGCCUUAUAAUAACUAAGAAGCUAUAAAAUAGAAUCCCUACAAUGCUAACAAAUUUUUGUAUUAUCCAUUAAAGAGAAAGUAAAAAAAAAAGAAAUAAAAACCCAACCAAAAUGCCAAAAUUUCACGGGACACUUUCCCCCAAAAGGAAGAAAAUAUUAAAAGACUUUGGAAAAUUUUCGAGUCUGUGAAAGGGAGGCUCUUUUUUUGUACUUUAAACAAAAUAAUAACGAAGAAAAAUCGGAUUUAUUGGGACCCCCUUUACCACAAUUUUUUUUGUAGCAAGGAUUUUUUUCCUUUGGAAAAUUUUAGAACAGACAAUAUCCUGAUGCGAUUGCAAAUUUUUCAAUCAACAGAUAUUUUUUGUAUGUUGGAGUAUUUUUGAAAUAAAGAACAAAAUGCUGUAUAAAUACUGAUAA